UCUAAUAAAUUAUCUUCCAAAGAUUGGGAAGAAAUAAUGGCAGAAAUCAUUCGAGAGGAAUUUAUGUUGCCUCUACAUCUAACUAGUGAAAAACUGGCCCAAGAUAUAAAACUUGCUCCCCAGGAAGUAGAAGAAGUUAUCCAAGAAAAAAAAUCUCUCAACAUGGAUUUAAUUUGCCGCCUAAGUGCCUAUUUUGAUUUGCCGCUAACAUUUUGGUGA
Molecule: messenger RNA, 219 nt
Organism: Racocetra persica
Lineage: Eukaryota; Fungi; Glomeromycota; Glomeromycetes; Diversisporales; Gigasporaceae
Source: the annotation of a GenBank genome assembly